Polypterus senegalus (gray bichir) is the source of this 2993-nucleotide messenger RNA. RefSeq names its product HIVEP zinc finger 2a (gene hivep2a). The transcript is spliced from 4 exons. The record is from RefSeq and is a predicted model, not a curated record. Gene Ontology annotation, biological process: regulation of transcription by RNA polymerase II. Gene Ontology annotation, cellular component: nucleus. Lineage: Eukaryota; Metazoa; Chordata; Cladistia; Polypteriformes; Polypteridae. The coding region runs from base 21 to 2075 and encodes 684 amino acids. Gene Ontology annotation, molecular function: DNA-binding transcription factor activity, RNA polymerase II-specific; RNA polymerase II cis-regulatory region sequence-specific DNA binding.
UCCUCUGUUAAUGAUCCCAUAUGUUUCACCUUUCUAGCUAUAAAUCCAACGAGGACUACGUUUACGUUAGAGGACGCGGCAGAGGGAAAUAUAUUUGUGAAGAAUGUGGAAUCCGCUGCAAAAAACCGAGCAUGCUGAAAAAACAUAUCCGCACACAUACAGAUGUCCGUCCUUAUGUGUGCAAAUUCUGUAAUUUUGCCUUCAAAACAAAAGGAAACCUAACUAAACAUAUGAAGUCAAAAGCCCAUAUGAAAAAAUGCCUUGAGUUAGGAGUGUCCGUGACAUCCGUAGACGACGUGGACGCCGACGAAGCCGAUGAUACCCAAAGAGAAUCUGAAAAGGUGGAAGUAUCUGAAGUUAUUACAGAACACCAGUUCUCUGAUGCCGAAGACUCGGAUGGAGCUGAAGAAGAGGGGGAUGAAAAUGACGACGAUGAAGAGGAUGAUGAGGACUAUGAGGGCGAUUCAACACCAAAGACUCGAUCCAGAAGCACAAGCCCUCAGCCAUGCAGAUUUCCCUCUUUGCCAGUAACUGCUGCAUCCCCCACGCAGAACACGUCCGAAAUUCUGGGCUCCUCUAGUAAGCCUUCCGUCAUCAGCUAUUUAGUAACCCUACCAAGUAUUCAGAUAACACAGCUCAUGGCACCCAGUGAUACCCGAGAGGAUUCCCAAAUGACAGAAUACCAGAGACUUUUCCAGCGGACAUUCAGUGAGCCAUUUAAGCACAGGUUAGACGUGCCAACCUCGAUGGACGAGGACUACCUGUUUUCUCCGGAAAACAGUUCCUCCUCUAGAGAUCUGUCACCCUCCAGGCUUUCCUCUCCAGGCUGUGAUUCCUCACCAUAUAGGGAACCAUCGCCCACUUUGAGACGGUACUUGUCACCCAGGCGAGAUGUUUCCCCCCGAGGCCACUUGUCACCACGUCGAGAGGCUUCUCCUUUGAGGCACCUUUCACCAAAGAGGGAUAUUUCAUUCAAGAGGGAGGUUUCACCCAGAAGAGACUUUUCUCCAAGAAGGCAUUUAUCGCCAGUGUCCUUAGCAAAGGUGGUGUCUUCAGGCAAAGACAUUUCCAGCAGGCGAGAAAUGUCACCCCGGAGCAGGCACAGAGGCAUGAUACGAGCAGCAUCACCCCGGAGGGGCUUUCAUCACCAGAGCAGCUCUUGGCCUGCUGGGCCUAAUCUAUCAUCUGAAUUGGUGCCACUGGGGCAGAGGCUCAGGACGCAGUUUGAGCUGGACUUGGAGCAAAGGAAGGAUUCUGUCCCACCAUUGUGUUACUCUCCAGAAUAUCUUAAUGGCCAUGAACCUGCUCAUUCAUCCCUGCCCACGGGAAGCCACCAAGGCUAUCUCUUCAGUCAUCUCCCCUUACAUUCACAGCAGCAAAUCCGAGCCCCGUUCCCCAUGAUUCCUAUCGGGGGCAUUCAGAUGGUUCACUCAGUCCCCGCUUCUGUGACCGGCUUAGCUCAUUCCUCCAGACUGCCUUUGCAAAAAAGUACAUCCGAGGAGUCCAGCACCAGUGAAGUGUCGUAUCCCAUGAUGGACUGCAGCAUGAAGGCCUCGGAUUACCCCGCGAGUCAUCAGGAAAAAGCAGCUUCCUCUCAGAUAACCACGUCAAGGAUUUCCCCAAGUUCUUUGAGCUUUUCCCAGAAAGAGAAGAGCCUGAAGACAAAAGAGGAAAUGGCUGAAAUCAUGGAGAAGGAAAAACAAGAAGAAAUCCUACAGACUUGUACAAAGGCUAUCGCGCUUCGAAUCGCUGCGGAAGAUGGAGCCCUGUCGGGAAGGGACGAGCCCGCAAAGGCUUCCGACCCUCCUCAGAAGCCCUUGGAAAGUGCACCGCUUGGCAUUCAGCACUUUAGUGGACCUGAGGCCAGUCACGAGGCGGCCUGCGCUUCAGCCACCCAAUCGGACUCGCACGUCGACAAAGACAACCUCAGUGUGGCAAAAACGGCAUUAGGUCAUUCCACGUUUUACAGCCGAAGCGCGGAGGACAGACUUUCAGGGCAGCUCGGCUCGAGGGAAUUGCCAACAAGCACAAGAGAUCCAGCACGAGAGGUUUUGGAAAAAGGUGAACUACAUUGAUACAAAAUGGAAGUGUCAAAAAUUUAACAAAAGAGGUCUUUAAAACAAACCAUUUUUUUGUUAUAGUUUCCUUAGAGUUUUAAAAAGUAUAGCAUGCCUUUGAUAACCUGGUUUGCUAUUUUACAUUUUUUUUUUCUUAUUACAAAAAAAUAAAUAAAUAAAAACAAAACAAAACAAAAAAAAACAGAGAAAAAAGUUGACUUAUACAUGAGCCUGACCAAAAUUGCUUAUGGACUUAUUUUAUUGUCCAGUCUGGUACUUUUAAAUGUACAGAUGUUUUGUGCCUUUUCUUUACUUUUGCUUAUAUUCUUAUAAGCAUAUUAAGCAGGAAAUUUGUAAAUAUUUAGAGUUUGUGUAUCUGCUUUGUAAUAAAUGUAAUUUCCCUUCUUUUUUGGACACUUGGGUCUGAAUGAUGUGAAGUUCAAAUAGUAUCAAUAUAUGUGAGGUUGCACUAAAACAUAUUUUUCUAUGAGUGAAAUUAAAUUGCUUUUGUGUACAGCGACAAUUCUAUAAUACUAAUAUUUAUUGUACUGUUUCAUAAAUUGUACAUUUUUCUUAAUGUUGUGGAUGCCUUUUUUAUGUGAAGCAUGGAUUUUUUGCUAUUGCCUAGAACAAAGACUGUAUACUGUAAACUUGCUAUUUCAAAAAAAAAAAAAAAAAAAAAAAAUGGAAAUAUAUACCAAUAUAUCUUACUCUCCACUAAUGCAUUAGCAGACGAAAAACUGCAUAUAGUAGAUUGUUCUCAAUGCUUGUAACUUUUUUGUCUCCUGUUUUCUGGAUUGGCUAUAGGUAAGUGCUAGAUGUGAUUUAAACAGAAUUAUAGUACUGUUAAGCAUUAAGUGAGACAACCUGUGCUGUUGUGCAUUUUUUUCAAAACGCUUACUAAAAUAGUGAUGACAUAUUAAAGGUAUUUGAUCU